UUCUGUUGACGAAAAAAGCAGAAAGCAAAGUCUUGCUCGAUUUAAAAGUAAAUGUUUUUUUCCAAGCCUAAAUGUAUACUGUGUAAAAUAUCCUAUGUAUAAGUUGCAAGGGCUUGAAACGUUACCUCAACACUCGUUGGUUGUUUCUGUCAGACAAGAUCACAUGAUCGGCGACUCUCCGUGUAGCUGUUGUUAGCUUUUUAGCAGCUAGCUGUGUUAGCACCGAGGCUUUGGAGCUGCUCAUCAGGAAACGGUGCGACCUGUUUCGAGCCACGCCAAGGCGUUUAGCUGUCAAACAUAUGCAUUGACAUUAUUUCAGUUGCUUCGUGUUUUACUUCUCAUUUACUCCGCAGCUGCAAGGCCCAAACUGUAAGCUGGUUGAACAUUACCUACAUGGCUGUUCACAUCAACAUCAAACAAAUGAGCAUGUGACCAAGGACAAGGUUCUACAGCACAUGAUCUGGACCGGUGGAGGAGGCUAAAUCAAUCAGGGGUAAAUUAUUAUUCAGAGUGGUCGAUUAGGAGUGAAUAGCCAUGACAACAAAGACAUCCCUGUUGAAAGUCAUUCUGCUGGGUGAUGGUGGUGUAGGGAAAAGCUCCAUCAUGAACCGUUACGUGACCAAUAAGUUUGAUGCACACCUUUUCCACACCAUCGGUGUUGAGUUCCUCAACAAGGACCUGGAGGUAGAUGGUCACCAGGUUACCUUGCAGAUCUGGGACACUGCUGGCCAGGAACGCUUCCGCAGUCUGAGGACUCCUUUCUAUCGUGGCUCUGACUGCUGCCUGCUCACCUUCAGUGUAGAUGACAACCAGAGUUUUCUCAACUUAGGCAACUGGAAGAAGGAGUUCAUCUACUAUGCAGAUGUCAAGGAGCCAGAGAAGUUCCCAUUCGUAGUCUUGGGCAACAAACUGGACGUGACGGAGAGGCAGGUGUCUGCUGAGGAGGCUCAGCAAUGGUGCCAGGAGAAUGGUGACUACCCCUAUUAUGAGACCAGUGCCAAGGAUGCCACCAAUGUAGCGAUAGCCUUUGAGGAAGCAGUGCGCAGAGUGUUGGCAAUGGAUGAAAGAACGGACCACCUCAUCCCCACGGACACAGUCAAGCUUCACAGAAAGCCUCGCUCUGCUACCACUUGCUGUUCAUAACGUCCAGGAGUUAUCACUAACAUUAAUUUGCUGUUAUGCCUGUUAUGUGACGAGGCUGUAGGUGUACAAUGCUGUAGUAACAUCUUAUUUAAACAAACUAUGCUACUGCCUUUGUGAUUUAUUAUUCUGUUGAAGGUUUGAUCAUGCUAAUAGUUGAACUUCUGUUUAAAGAGAGAGAUGAAACACUAAAUUCAUCGCAGUCUAAGUACAAAUAAACAUGAAAGCACUGAAUCAUUCACUCAGCUGUGCCACAGUUUAAAUGCCAGGCUUUUAAAGGAAAACAGGAAAAGAAACAAUAUUUUGUUUUGGCCUAAGACUACCUGUGGUGAACUAAAAUAUGUCAUGACAGAACAAAGGCAAUAUAUUUGAAGUUUCACUUCCCUGUAAAGUGGUUUAAUAUUCCAUUCUAUUACAAAGGCUAAUUAUAAAGUGACUCAAUGAAAUUCACUCCAGAAUGUGACAAUGCAGAUAAAGUGAUGACCUGUAUAUUUAUAUUUAGAAGAUAACAGCAUAACUAAAAUAAUUUAUACAACCAAUGACCUUAUUUCUGAGGAUUAUAAAGUAGCUAAGGCACUACUUUGUGUAACUAACAAAUUGAGGCUUGUUGUGAUUAUUGCACCUUUAGGUCUUGUUUGUGCACAUUCUACAUAGUAAAUAGAUCAUGGCUAUGUGCUAGGAGCACUGAGGGGCAAGAUCCCUGACAGAAGAUAAAUAUUUGAGCAAAAUUAACAUGCAUGGCAUAUGUUGUAUUUAAGUUUCUGGAAACUUUUGUAUUUUGUAAACUGUUUUUACCUUAAAAUCACUGAAUUCACCACAGUAUUCCCUUGAGGGAAGUUAAAUGAAAUAAUGGUCAUGAUGGAACCUUAUGUUGGGAUUAUUGUUUUAAAGAAUGAUUUUGAUCUUUGAAGCACUCUAUAAACAUUUUUCGCCUUAAAGUUAAAAGUCCUUCCCCAAUAUUUAAAAUGGUGAAUCAUUCAUUUACCUUAACUGUUUCUCAUCCAGAUUUCAUUUAUAUUCAAAGUUGUACUACUGGUAUGCCAAAUGAUAAAUAAACCCUCUUGAGAAUUGUC
Molecule: messenger RNA, 2213 nt
Organism: Seriola dumerili (greater amberjack)
Lineage: Eukaryota; Metazoa; Chordata; Actinopteri; Carangiformes; Carangidae
Gene: rab9a
Product: RAB9A, member RAS oncogene family
Exons: 3
Coding region: 535-1143 (202 amino acids)
Biological process (GO): Rab protein signal transduction; retrograde transport, endosome to Golgi
Cellular component (GO): phagocytic vesicle; lysosome; late endosome
Molecular function (GO): GTPase activity; GTP binding
Source: RefSeq, a predicted model, not a curated record